Molecule: messenger RNA, 1435 nt
Organism: Spirodela intermedia
Lineage: Eukaryota; Viridiplantae; Streptophyta; Magnoliopsida; Alismatales; Araceae
Source: the annotation of a GenBank genome assembly
AUGCUUGCAGCGGCGCUUUCGGCUGGCAUCGCCGCCGGAGUUCUCUUAGCGGUCGCAGUUGCCGUCGUGUGCUUGUACGACGUAAGGAUCCAGCGGCGCGGCGAGGACGGAAAGAUCGCCGCCGUAUGGCGGCGGAGGAAGUGGCCGUCGCCGGCGGGGAAGAGGGCUCCACGGGAUCCGGAGAAGGGUCAGACGAGCGCGAGGGUAGCGGAUGGACCAGACCUCCCCGAAGAGGAGGAGAAGCAGGUGACAGGGGAGGAGGAGACGAAGAAGCCAGAGGAAGAAGACGACGGUCGGCCGGACGCGGCUCUCUCGACUGUGCAAAAGUUCGCGUGGGAGGAGGUGGAGGAGAUGACGGAGAUGUUCUCGACGGCGGUGAUCGGGGAGGGCGGCUUCAGCACCGUCUACCUCGCUCGGCUGGGCGCCGCCGCCGUCUCUUCCGCGGCCCUCGGGGCCGUCAAGGUCCACAGCAGUGGCAGCGGCAGCGAGCGCCUCCAUCGCGCCUUCCGCCAGGAGCUCGAAGUUCUCCUCCGCCUUCGCCACCCCCACAUCGUCCGGCUCCUCGGCUACUGCGACGACAGAGGUAAACCUAAUAAACCUCCCGAUCCAAGAAUUCCCCCAAUUCUCUACAUCUACAAUCUCCCGCCAAAUCUCCAUUCUCCCCUCCCCCGUACUCCCUCGCCCUAAUUCGUCAGGAUCGUCUUCUUCGCCGUUCUUCUGAAAUCCUUCUCCCCUCUUCUGUGAUGCGAAUCUCUCAGAGGAUGGAGCUCUGGUUCUGGAGUACGUCCCCAACGGAACCCUCCACGAGAAGCUUCACGGCGGCGACGGGGCCUUCGUCCUCCCCUGGGCGGCCCGCAUGAGCGUCGCCCUGCAGCUGGCGCAGGCCGUCGAGCACCUCCACGACGGCUGCGGGCUCCCCAUCGUGCACUGCGACCUCAAGGCCUCCAACGUCCUCCUCGACCGCUGCCUCGACUGCAAGCUCUGCGACUUCGGCUCCUCCCUCACCGGCUUUGAGUCGGCGGUGGCCCAGCGGCGUCACCACCCCACGGUGAUGGGGUCACCGGGGUACAUUGACCCUCACUACCUCCGCACCGGCGUCGUCUCCAAGAAAGGCGACGUAUACAGCUUCGGGGUGCUCCUGCUGGAGCUCCUCACCGGCGGCGAGGCUUUCUGCUCCGAGAAGGAGCUGAUGCUCACGGUGGCGGUGGCCGGAGCGCUGCCGGCGGCCGGGGAAGAUGGCCGGAAGAGGGUGCCGGAGCUGGUGGACCCCCGCCUGGGCGCCGCCUACGACGCGGCGGAGGCCGCCGUGGUGGCGGCACUGGCGGCGAGGUGCAUUGCGGAGCAGCCCAGCGUGCGGCCGUCCAUGUCAGAGGUCGCGAGGUCCCUCCGCCGGACGCUGCCGGCCGCUGGCCGCCUGGAGAAGCCGCCGUCGUGA